Liolophura sinensis is the source of this 14417-nucleotide messenger RNA. Its product is annotated as dynein axonemal heavy chain 3-like. The transcript is spliced from 86 exons. Gene Ontology annotation, biological process: microtubule-based movement. The coding region runs from base 289 to 13044 and encodes 4251 amino acids. Gene Ontology annotation, molecular function: ATP binding; minus-end-directed microtubule motor activity; ATP hydrolysis activity. Gene Ontology annotation, cellular component: dynein complex. NCBI's taxonomy places the organism in Eukaryota, Metazoa, Mollusca, Polyplacophora, Chitonida, Chitonidae. The record is from RefSeq and is a predicted model, not a curated record.
GCGCGACCAGGUGAUCAUCCAGGUAGUAUAUACCCGUGAGAUUAACGUACACAUACAUAUCACCUCACACAGACUUUCGCUAAGCCUGUUGCUCGGGCUGAUCGGUUCCAGAGCCGUUAAUUCACUGUCUGUCCACACUGAAAGACUUCUCAUCUUUGUUGUGUAAUCGAGGGUCUUCAUUUAAACAUGCUGAACCCUGGGAUAUACGACGUACCUGUUGUUUUAAGCGUAUCAUGAAAUGACCAUUGGAUUAUAUAGAAGUACUGGACGUAUAAACCAUCGAGAUCAAUGUCGACACCUGGGGUAAGCAGCUUUCACCGAGGGGUGACAGUUGCUCAUCCUAAUGAGUUUGAGUUACAGUACCGACCUAGUGUUAUAGAACAUUUACCUCCACUAAGUGCUCCCAAGAACUCUUUCAGUGAAAAGCCAAAAAUUCUGCAGCGUGGCUCUCGGACCCAGGCAGCACCUCUGAAAGAAGAGAAACACUAUCGCAAGGUCAGCGAUUCCAUUGCCAACAACUACAGUCCAUCAGCUAGUCACCUGACCACUUCAUACAUUUACAACACCUACAAAAAUCGGUAUACUACAGAGGAGAUUUACAACCUCUCUCCACGACAUGUUCAUAAGGGAAGGAGAGCACCAUGCUCUGACGCAGAGCAGAGAGCAUGGACGUCAUCUGCAAAGAUACCUGUUAAUCAGGAUGAAGCUGUUGUACAGGGAACAGAUUCAGCCUCUAAGCUUGUUAACAGAGAGACAGAGCCCAGUGAGAACGGUUACCACAGCAUGUUACCCCCCAUCCACAGUAUGUCCAUGUCUUACACAGAGUCUGAGAACAAACCCACAAGAUUCCAAUAUGAUGGAGAUGGGAUCAAAGCCAUGCACCAAUCCCCAACCUUAUUUAGCACAAGGAACAGCCACAAGGCCCAUUCUGCAACUCAGAAAAAUGAGAAAAUGGCCAAAAUCAUACAAGAACCAGAGAACUGUUCCAAAGCUAUGCAGGAGGCUGGGAAGACCCAGCGGCCAGGUAGUGCAGAAGCCUUUGGUAACAGUGCAGCCAGCAUGACAGAUAGCCUGGACAGUGGCAGACCCCUUUCUGCUUACAUAUCUGACAUGCCAACACUACAGGAGAGCUCCUCUCAUGAAAACAGCACGAACUGCGCAAGAAGGGAAGACUCCUCAAUGCACACGACUAAAGAGGACAUGUCGCGCACACACGACCCGCAAACUGCAGCUGCUCUCAGUGUGCAGUUUCCGCCAUAUUACUUCUCCACAUUAGGACUCUCCAGGCCUCCCACACCUGAGGACAACCACAAAAUCAGGUAUUAUCAUCUGAUGGAAACCUCAAUAAACCCAGAAAUGAUUACACCAGUCGGCAGAGAAAGACUGAAAGGAGUUCAUCGAUUUGUACCUUCAAAACUACGUAAAAGACUGUCUAAAGCAUCAGUAAAGUUUGAACAGGAAAUGGAAGAAGAUCACAACAAGGCAAUACGGAAAGCUGUGCUGGAUUACCUGUUAUUAGAUAAAGGAGAACAAGAGAGGCUGGGUGUGCCAGUCCCUGCAAAGCGAUCCCAUUCAGCAGGACGUCUCCCAUUUCCAUGGCAUGAAAGUGUUCAGCAAACUCGCAGGUUUAUGUCCAUUGAUCUCUACAUCACUCAUCCUGUUAUGCCAGCCAUUUUGUACCAUUUUGAAUCUAAGUAUGGAAAGUUUCGGCUCAUGGACAUACCUGUGUUGAAAGACAUAAUGCCUGUCACAAUGGAGGCAUUUUUGACAAAUGUGCAGGAGUCUAGCAAAGCAGGCGCAGCACGAUUGCGCUCCCACUGGCUGCAGGAGUGUAUUGAGAUCAUCAACUGUAGGAGAGAUGAUGUGGAAGCAUGGAUGCCACGCCAAACUAAUGAUCAAACCAUUAGCCAGCGAAUGGACAAAAUGGAUCACUUUUUCAACAGUGUAGCUUCAUUGAUGUCCAAUCUCUUAAGGAAGUGUGUGAAAAAGUCUAUUUAUGACUUAGUGAGGCUUCUAGAGGAAUAUGCUGAUGGAAAUGCCUACACUGGAGAGUACCAUAUCUUCUCUCAGCUAGCUUUGCCAGGUGUAACACACCUUGUCACUGUGUUCAUGGAUAAGGACAUGUCAAAAAUGGAGACAGAUUUCAGUCCGAACUUUGGGCAGCUGUACAAGUUUUUCUGUGAAAUCAUUGACACGAUGGUGCAUAGUGUGGAGGGUUUGCCCAGAGUGGAGCAGCAACUUUUCCAGGAAGUGGAGGACCUGGAGCCCAGGUAUCUCAGCACAGUACAGGUAGAUGAAGAUCUGGUGAGAGAAGCCAAGCAGAGGGUUCUUACAAUUUUGACAGUGAACAGCCAGGGACCCAUCAAGUACAAAUCUGUGUACGAGCCUUAUCAUGACCUUUUGUCCAAAGAGACGGAUGUUAGGGUGGAGAAGUUUAUUAGUUUAGAACAUCCUUUACGGAACUAUGUUCGAGAAAUAGAGAGACUGAAACUGAUGGCAUCUGAGAUUGCCUCUCUGCCAGUUUAUGUACCCAUGCACUUUUUCCUCGUGGACUGCUCUCACCUGAAUCAGUGGCUGAUUGAUCGGGCUCGACACUUGAUUGGGAUCAUGAUUGACAACAUAGUGUUGACAAGUCGGAAGUUUAAUCGUGGUAUCUGCACACAGUAUGAUGAGAUUGUAUUUAAAAUCACUCGUCAGUCUGAGACUACAACAGAGCUGGUGACACUACAGGACUACGUGGAGGGUUUGUGGUGCAAAGAGCUUCUACACCUCAAGGACAAGUUAGAACUGGCAGCUGGUAAUCUUCUCUUCUUGAUGGACUAUGCUUACCUGGAGAAGGAUGACAUGCUGCUGAAUGACAACACCUUCACUUGGCCAGACCGCAUCAUACCCAUGAUCAAAAACACAGAGAUGAAGCUGCAGAAAGAACAUGAAUAUGCUACGAUGAAGCUAAGAGACUGGCAGAAUAGGUUCAAAUCCACUCUGCAGGAAAUUGCCAAGAGGCUCAAGGAAUUCAACACAAAGGACAGAAUGGCUGAGGCUGAGCUUUACCUGGAGGAGCUGACCGACAUAGGCAAGAAGCUGGAGGAGUACAAUAAGGAGAAACUGUUGAUAAACAGAGAAGAGCAGAUGUUGGGUACAGGGCAACAGACUCCGUAUGAGGAGAUCCACACAAUGACCUUGAGAAAAGAACCUUAUGACAGAUUGUGGAGGGCAGCAGUCAAGUUCCACAAGGAGUAUGAUAAAUGGAUGAAUGGUCCAGUGCUGGAGGUCAAUGCUGAGGUCGUUGAAGAGGAGGUGCAAACCCUGUGGAGGACAGCAUACAAACUGACCAAGAUCUUCAGCCACCCAGACUACAAGGGCCCCUUAAGGGCAGCUACAACAAUCAAAACAAAACUGGAGAAGUUCAAGAUAAACAUGCCUCUGAUAAAUGCUCUUUGUAACCCAGGCCUUAAGAAACGGCACUGGGAUAUGAUGAAUGAAAAGGUUGGGUUUAACAUGUCCCCAAGCGAGUCUACUCCACUGAUUGAGGUACUGCAGAUGGGGCUGGAGAAAUAUUUGGAGGAGUUGACAGAGAUCAGCUCCCAAGCCAAUAAGGAAUUUUCCCUGGAAAAGGCUCUGAAGAAGAUGAAGAAUGACUGGGAAGUUGUAGAGUUUAACUUCAUUGCAUACAAGGACACAGGUGUUCACAUUUUGUCUGCCAUUGAUGAUGUCCAGUUGCAGCUGGACGACCAUGCUGUGAAGACAUCCACCAUGAAGGGCUCUUCCUUCAUUGGGCCCUUUGAGCAGGAGAUCAAUGAGUGGGACCAUAAACUGCACCGAAUGAAGGCAACCCUGGACUCCUGGUUGAAAGUUCAGUCUGCCUGGCUGUAUCUGGAGCCUAUCUUCAGUUCUCAGGACAUCAGAAACCAGAUCCCCAUGGAGGGGAAGCUGUUUGAAGAGGUGGACGACCAUUGGAGAACCAUCAUGAACACUGCUGUUCUUGACCCCAAAGCUCUUGUUGUUAUCUCUCAGGACCAGAUGCUGGAAAAGCUCCAGCAGUCUGAGUCUAUGUUAGAGGUUAUACAGAGAGGUCUGAAUGAUUAUCUGGAGAAAAAGAGGCUGUUCUUUCCCAGGUUUUUCUUCCUGUCCAAUGAUGAGCUGUUGGAGAUCCUAUCAGAAACCAAGGAUCCACUGAGAGUGCAGCCGCACCUGAAGAAGUGCUUUGAGGGGAUUUCCAAGCUCUCAUUUACACCUGAAAAGGUGAUUACAGGCAUGGAGUCUGCAGAGAAGGAGGUGGUUGAGUUUUCUCGUAUCAUUACACCUGAUGAAGCUAAGGGGCUAGUGGAAAUCUGGCUUUCACAGGUGGAGGAGGUGAUGAAGCUGAGUUUGCGUGAGGUGAUGGUGAAGGCAGUAGACUCUUAUCAAAAGACCAAACGCGAGGAGUGGGUGUUACAGUGGCCAGGUCAGGUAGUCCUCGCCAGCAGCCAGAUACACUGGACUGCACAAGUCACACAGGCAAUCCAGACCUGUAGUUUAAGCAAAUUUUUAGCCAGCAGUAACCGUCAGAUAGAAGAUGUGGUAAAGCUGGUGCGUGGGAGACUUUCCAAGAUGGCGAGGAUAACCCUUGGGGCUCUGAUCGUUAUUGAUGUUCACGCUCGUGAUGUGGUGGCAAAACUUCAUGAAUCACAGACCCAGUUUCCUCAGGAUUUCAUCUGGAUAAGUCAGUUAAGGUAUUACUGGCAGAAGAAGGCUGUCUCUGUCCACAUGAUCACCACCAAGGUAGACUAUGCCUAUGAGUACCUGGGAAACUCUGGCAGGCUUGUUAUAACACCUCUAACAGACAGGUGCUACAGAACUUUGAUGGGUGCCCUUCUUCUCAACCUGGGAGGUGCCCCAGAAGGACCUGCGGGUACAGGGAAGACAGAAACCUCAAAGGAUCUUGCCAAAGCAGUUGCCAAACAGUGUGUGGUGUUUAAUUGCUCUGAUGGACUGGAUUACAAAGCAAUGGGGAAGUUCUUCAAAGGACUAGCUCAGUCUGGAGCUUGGGCCUGCUUUGAUGAAUUCAACAGGAUUGAACUAGAGGUUCUGUCAGUCAUUGCACAACAGAUACAGACAAUCCAGCGAGCAAUUGCAGAGCAGCUGAGCACGUUUGUGUUUGAGGGCACGGAAAUCUCCCUCGACCCUACCUGUACCAUCUUCAUCACGAUGAACCCUGGGUAUGCUGGCAGAGCUGAGCUACCAGACAACCUGAAGGUCUUGUUCCGGACAGUGGCCAUGAUGGUUCCAGACUAUGCCAUGAUUGCUGAGAUAUCUCUGUACUCUAUGGGCUUUGUGGAUGCUCGGAGCCUCUCCACCAAAAUUGUGGCCACAUACCGACUGUGUUCUGAACAGUUGUCGUCUCAACAUCACUAUGAUUAUGGUAUGAGAGCAGUGAAGUCAGUGCUGACAGCAGCAGGAAAUCAGAAACUGAAGUACCCUGAACAAAGAGAAGAUGUCCUUGUGCUACGGUCAAUCAAAGAUGUUAAUUUACCCAAGUUUCUGUCCCACGACAUCCCACUGUUUGAGGGAAUCAUCUCUGAUCUGUUCCCUGAGGUCACGCUCCCUCAACCAGAGUACGGCCAGCUGGAGAACGCCCUCAAGGAUAACAUCCUCAAGAUGAAUCUACAGCCAGUCCCAUGGUUCAUUGAGAAAAUCAUGCAGAUCUAUGACAUGAUUCUGGUACGUCAUGGCUUGAUGGUAGUAGGGGAUCCUAUAGGGGGCAAAACAUCAGGCCUGAAGGUUCUGGCAGGAGCCCUUCAGGACCUUAACAGCCAACAGCUCAUGGACGAGUACAAGGUGGUGUACAGAAUCAUGAACCCUAAGGCGAUCACCAUGGGACAGCUGUAUGGCAGGUUUGAUCCUGUAUCACACGAAUGGUCAGAUGGUGUGUUAGCUAACACAUUUCGUGAGCAUGCCUCAAGCACCACAGAGGAUCGUAAGUGGAUCAUAUUUGAUGGACCUGUUGAUGCUGUCUGGAUUGAGAACAUGAAUACAGUGCUGGACGAUAACAGGAAGUUGUGCCUGAUGAGUGGAGAAAUCAUACAGAUGUCAAAUAAACAGAACAUGAUAUUUGAACCUCAAGAUUUAGAACAGGCUUCCCCUGCGACUGUGAGCAGAUGUGGAAUGAUUUACAUGGACCCGCUACAACUCGGUUGGAAACCUCUUGUGAUAUCUUGGAUGAAUGAAAACUUGCCAGACAAUUUUACAAAGGAGCAGAAAGCAAUGAUUGAAAUGUUAUUUGAUUGGCUACUACCACCGUGUUUGAACUUUGUGACAAAGUACUGUAAGCAGAUUGUGACCUGCCACGCGAUGCACCUCACAAUGAGCAUGCUCAAGCUGUAUGGUUGUAUGAUGGAUGAUAUCAGAAAAAUUGGCCUUGAAGAAGAGGAUGAUGAUUACCUGAUGAUGGAGCCUAUGGAUGAAGAAAUGGAGCCAAGUGUCUUGUCCGUCAGUGAGCAGAAGAUUGUAGAAGAACGGACCAGCAUGAUUAUCGCACAGUUCCUGUUUUCCCUGGUUUGGUCAGUUGGGGCUUCGCUUGAUGGAGCUUCCAGGCUGCGCUUUGAUGAUUUCUUCAAACACCUGUGUGAGAUGGAAGGUGGUCAUGCCAAAUAUCCAAGGCCAAAAGAGUUGAAGUUUGCCAAAUCAUGCUUGAUUCCCAAGAGAGGAACUGUGUUUGACCAUGUCUAUGUUCGCCGACUGUAUGGUGCCUGGGCAGGCUGGGCCACUCUUGUCAAACCUGUCAACAUCAAAGAGGGCACUAAGAUCAACGAGUUAAUAAUUAACACAGUGGAGACAGAGAGACAGCGGUACUUUCUGGAUAAGCUGGUGCCUCAAGGAAGACCGCUACUGUUUGUUGGUCCCACUGGGACUGGGAAGAGUGCUAUCACAAACAGUUACCUCCUGGAUCUCCCUCGGGAUAAAUUUGGAAUAAACAACAUCAACUUCUCUGCCCAGACAUCCGCGAAUCAAACACAAGACAUUAUUUUCUCCAAGCUUGACAGGAGGAAGAAAGGUGUGUAUGGGCCACCCCCAGGUAAGAAGCAGUGUGUUUUUGUGGAUGACCUGAACAUGCCAGCUAAGGAGCGUUACGGGGCCCAGCCUCCCAUAGAAAUCCUGAGGCAGUGGAUAGAUCACGGCUACUGGUUUGACAGGAAAGACACCAGCGUGCUGGAGCUGGUUGAUGUGAUCAUGUUAGCUGCCAUGGGACCCCCAGGUGGCGGAAGAAACACUGUCACUCCGAGAUUCCUUCGGCACUUUAACAUCAUCGGAAUUGAAUCCUUCAGCGAGGAAACAAUGAAGAACAUAUUUGCCCCAAUCCUUGAUUGGCAUUUCUUGACUUAUGAGACUGCUCAAAGAAGGUUUUCACGUAUUAUUGUUGCUGCCACAACUGAGAUAUACCAGAAUGCCAUCACAAAUUUCCUUCCCACACCCUCCAAGUCCCAUUACAUCUUCAAUCUGAGAGACUUCUCCAGGGUUGUACAGGGCUGCUUGCUGCUAAAGAAGGAGGUGGUGGAAGACGGUGUGGCAGGGUCCCAGAAGAUCACACGCCUGUGGGUGCAUGAGGUCUACAGGGUGUUCUAUGACAGGCUUGUGGACGAUAACGACAGACAAACAUUCUUCGGCCUUGUCAAGCAUGCAGUGGAGUCACAGUUCAAAGAGAAGAUUAAUUCUGUGUUCGCUCAUCUAUGUGUCCCAGGAAAAUCACUGAAAGACGACAACAUUAGGAACCUGAUGUUUGGAAAUUACAUGAAGUCUGUAGAUGAAGAAAGGUUCUAUGAUGAAAUCACAGACAUGAAUAGACUGAGAACGGUGGUUGAAGGAUACUUAGAAGAGUACAAUGUUAUGACCAAAGCUCCGAUGGAUUUGGUGAUGUUUGGAUUUGCUAUAGAGCACAUCUCCCGCAUCAGCCGGGUUCUCCUGCAGCCAAAUGGACAUUGUCUUCUUGUGGGCAUUGGUGGCAGUGGUCGGCAGAGUGCGUCGCGACUGGCAGCUUUCAUAUCAGACUUUGAGCUUUUCCAGAUUGAGAUUACAAAGACUUACACUGUUCUGGACUGGAGAGAUGAUUUACGCAGGAUGAUGCGCCGGGCCGGCGAUGAAGGAGUCUCCACUGUCUUUCUGUUCGGAGAUCACCAGAUUAAGGAUGUGUCUUUUUUGGAGGACAUCAAUAUGAUCCUGAAUACAGGAGACAUUCCGAAUCUGUACGACAAUGAAGAGAGGCUGGAAAUCAUUGAACGAAUGCAAAUUGUAACUCAAAAUGAGAGAUCUAACUUGGAGAUCACACCUCUGAACAUGUAUAACAAGUUCAUAGAGCGUAUUCGGCGGAACCUUCACUUGGUGCUGGCAUUUAGCCCUAUCGGAGAUGCCUUCAGGAACCGCCUACGAAUGUUCCCCUCGCUCAUCAACUGCUGCACUAUUGACUGGUUUCAGGCAUGGCCAGAUGAUGCUCUGGAGCUGGUGGCGCACAAGUUUCUGGAUGAUGUAGAGAUGUCUGAGAUAGUUCGGGAGGAAACUGUGGGCAUGUGUCAGCACUUCCACCAAAGUGUGCGUGCCCUUUCUGAAAGGUAUUUUGAUUCGGUGAGGCGAGUGAACUAUGUGACUCCCACGUCCUACCUGGAACUGAUUAAGACCUUCAAGAAUCUGCUUGCCAAGAAACGGCUGGAGAUUCUGACACUUAAGGACAGGUACUCUGUUGGCCUGGAGAAGCUGGAAUUCUCAGAACAGCAGAUCAACGUGAUGCAGCAGGACCUGGUGGAACUGAAGCCCAAGUUGAUCCAGACCAGCGAAGAGACGGAGGAGCUUAUACAGACCAUUGAGAAGGAGACAGCAGAGGUUGAACAGGUCAAGGCCAUUGUGGAGGAAGAUGAGGCUGUCGCUAAUGCCUCUGCGAUGGAGUCCAAGGCCAUUAAGGAUGAAUGUGAAGCAAAGCUAGCCAUUGCAAUGCCUGCCAUGAACGCUGCCAUUGCUGCUCUGGACACGCUCAAACAGAAUGACAUCACGAUUGUGAAGACCAUGCAGAACCCACCACAAGGGGUCAAGGUCGUCAUGGAGGCUGUCUGUAUUAUGAAGGGAAUCAAGCCUGAAAAAAAGUUUGAUGCCCAUGGGAGACCAUUUGAGGACUACUGGCCACCUGCAAAGAAGAUGUUAGGAGACAUGAAGUUUCUGGAGUCACUCAAGGAAUAUGACAAAGACCACAUACCUUCUCCUGUCAUGAAAAAGAUCCGAGAAAAUUAUAUCAACAACCCAGCCUUUGAUCCUGCCAUCAUCAAAAAUGUCUCUUCUGCAUGUGAAGGGCUAUGCAAAUGGGUACGCGCCAUUGACGUCUAUGAUAGUGUGAACAAGGUGGUAGGCCCAAAGCAGGAGAGCUUGAGGAAAGCAGAAGGAAUUCUGGAGGAGCAGAUGAGCAAGCUGAAAGAGAAACAAGAAGAACUGAGAACUGUAACAGAGAAACUGCAGGGACUGGAAGACAACUUCCACACCAAGCUCAAGGAAAAACAGAACUUGGAGAACAACAUUGAACUGACCAAAGUGAAGAUAGAGAGGGCAGAAAAGCUCAUCAGUGGUCUUGGUGGAGAGAGGGAUAGGUGGACUCAGAACAUAAAGGAACUUUCAGAGACGUUUGAUAAUGUUGUGGGGGAUGUUUUACUGUCAGCGAGUGUCGUCGCUUACCUGGGACCUUUCAUCCUUUCUUACAGACAGGAAUGUUUACGGGAGUGGUACAGCCUGUGUAAGGACAGGGGAAUCCCGCUAUCAAAGCACUUCUCCCUCUCAAAUACACUUGGGGAUCCUGUGAAAAUAAGGGAGUGGCAAAUAGCAGGGCUUCCCGUUGACAACUUUUCAGUGGACAAUGGGAUCAUCGCGGUGAGUGCUAACAGAUGGCCAUUGAUGAUUGACCCUCAGAGCCAGGCCAAUAAGUGGGUGAAGAACAUGGAGCGAGCACAUAAGCUGGAGGUGAUCAAACUAUCAAACUCCAACUACAUACGGACACUGGAAAAUUGUCUUCAGUUUGGAAACCCUUGCCUGCUUGAAAAUGUUGGGGAAGAGCUCGACCCAUUUCUGGACCCUGUCUUACUCAGACAAACUUUCAAACAGAAUGGACUGGACUAUAUUCGCCUAGGUGACCAGAUAGUGGAAUACAGCCGUGACUUCAAGUUGUAUAUCACAACUUGCCUUAGGAAUCCUCAUUAUUUACCUGAGGUGUCAGUAAAGGUAACCCUGCUGAACUUCAUGAUCACACCACCUGGGCUUGAGGACCAGCUGCUGGGAAUUGUAGCUGCUAAAGAGAAACCUGACCUGGAAGAGAAGAAAAAUCAGCUGAUCAUAGAAGGGGCGCGGAACAGACGGCAGCUUAAGGAGAUAGAGGACAAGAUACUUGAGGUCCUCUCCUCAUCUCAGGGUAACAUAUUGGAGGAUGAGACCGCCAUUGAUAUUUUGUCGUCCAGUAAGGUGUUAUCGGAGGAAAUCUCAGAGAAGCAGGAGGUAGCCAGCAAGACAGAGGUGGAGAUUGAUGCUGUGAGAAACAAGUACAAACCGGUUGCCAAACAUAGCAGUAUGCUGUUCUUCACCAUCUCAGACCUGGCUAACAUAGACCCUAUGUACCAGUAUUCGCUGGCCUGGUUUAUUAACCUCUAUUUACAAUCAAUAAUAAAUAGUAAGAAGUCAGAGGAUGUUGUGGAAAGGAUUGUGAACCUGAAUGCUCACUUCACCUAUAGCAUAUACCAGAACAUCUGUCGGUCUCUGUUUGAAAAAGACAAACUCCUCUUCUCCUUCCUGCUCUGUAUUGGAAUUGCCAAGGCUCAGGGUGAUGUUGAUGACCGAGAGUGGAGAUUCCUGCUGACUGGGGGUGUGGCCUUGGAGAACCCCUUUCCUAACCCUGCAUCCUCGUGGCUGCCAGAGAAGUCCUGGGCAGAGAUUGUUCGCUGCUCCGACCUUCCUGCAUUUAAAGGCUUUAUGGAACACUUUCAGCAUAAUCUGUCAGAGUGGAAAAAGAUGUAUGAUUCUCCCACGCCCGAGCUGGAGAAAUGCCCCAAACCGUGGUGUGACAUGCUGAACAGGAUGGAGGAACUACUUGUUCUACGCUGUCUCAGGCCCGACAAGAUGGUGCCAGCUGUUCAGAUGUUUAUUGUGGAGAGACUGGAAAACAAGUAUAUAGAUCCUCCAACCUUUGAUCUUUCUCUAAGUUAUGAAGACUCCAGCUUCUUCUCGCCUCUUAUCUUUGUCUUGUCUCCUGGAGCGGAUCCCAUGGCCAGUCUCUUCAGGUUUGCAGAAGAAAAAGGGAUGGGAGGGAAAAGCUUGCAGACAAUUUCUAUGGGCCAAGGUCAGGGACCUAUUGCUGAGAAAAUGAUAGCCGAGGCAACAGAGAAUGGCACCUGGGUUGUCUUGCAGAACUGUCACCUGGCUGCCUCGUGGCUCCCUGACUUGGAGUGGAUCUGUGAAAGUAUGAUCACUGAUAGCAGCAAGACCAAACCAUCUUUCAGGCUCUGGCUAACGAGUUAUCCCUCACCAGAGUUCCCUGUACCUGUUCUCCAGAAUGGUGUGAAGAUGACCAACGAGCCCCCCAAAGGGCUUCGUGCUAACCUGCUGAGGUCAUAUCUGAAUGACCCUAUAUCUGAUCCCCGCUUUUUCCAACAUUGUAACAAACCACAUGUGUUUGAGAAGUUGCUUUUUGGCCUUGUAUUCUUCCAUGCCCUGGUUCAAGAGAGAAGGAAGUUUGGACCCUUGGGGUGGAACAUUCCUUAUGAAUUCAAUGAGUCUGACCUGAGAAUCUCUGUGCGGCAGCUAGAGAUGUUUGUGAAUGACUAUAGCGAGCCACCCCUAGAGGCAUUGUCUUACCUGACAGGUGAAUGUAACUAUGGGGGGCGGGUCACUGAUGACCAUGACAGGCGCCUCAUUAUUAGCCUACUGACCAUCUUCUACUGCAAGGAGAUCAUCACUGAAGAUGAUUACAAACUCUCUGCCAGUGGAAUGUAUUAUGCCCCGGAAAAAGGCAGCUACGAUGAUUACCUUGAGUACAUCAGAAGUCUGCCGCUCAUUCCACACCCAGAGGUGUAUGGACUUCAUGAGAAUGCAGACAUCACAAAGGAUCAACAGGAAACCACUCAGCUGUUUGAGGGCAUCCUACUUACACUUCCAAGACAAUCCUCACUGGGAAAGCCAAAAAUGCCAGGGUUUGGAAAAUCCUCCCAGGAGAUUAUUGAGGAGCUGGCCAGUGACAUCCUAUCCAAAAUACCCCCUGAUUUCAACCUUGAAGAGGUCCAGAGCAAGUACCCUGUCCGUUAUGAGGAGUCCAUGAACACAGUGCUGGUUCAGGAACUGAUCCGGUUUAACAGACUUAUCAGGGUGAUCCGACAGAGUCUGAAGGAUAUCCGCAAAGCCAUCAAGGGGCAAGUGGUCAUGUCUGCCGAGCUUGAGGACGUCUUUGACAGUAUGCUGGUUGGAAAGGUACCAGCCAUGUGGGGAGCCAAGUCAUACCCGUCCCUGAAGCCACUGGGCAGUUAUGUGACAGACCUCCUGGCUCGUCUCACCUUCUUCAAGGACUGGAUAUUUGGUGGUGUACCCAUUGUCUUCUGGAUAUCAGGCUUUUAUUUCACCCAGUCAUUCCUGACUGGAACACUGCAGAAUUACGCCCGCAGAUACAAGAUACCCAUAGAUCACCUUGGUUACCAGUUCGAGGUGAUGAAGUGGGAGUCCAAGAUGGCAGCUAAACCUGUCAAUGGUGCUUAUGUCCAUGGCCUGUUCAUGGAAGGUGCUCGCUGGAGCAGGACAAAUUCUGUCAUUGAAGAGUCACUGCCGAAGAUUCUGUACGACCCCAUGCCUGUUAUUUGGUUAAAACCAGGUGAAAAGGCCAAAUUUGUACAUGAUCAGACAUAUUCUUGUCCAGUGUACAAGACAAGUGCCAGACGAGGCACUCUGUCCACUACUGGUCACUCCACCAACUAUGUUCUGGAUAUACUCCUUCCCACGAACAAAGGGGAAAAUCACUGGAUCAACAGGGGUGUGGCCAUGCUGUGUCAGCUGGAUGAUUAAAAUUAAGUAAGCCUAACCCAGUAUAUACAUGUAUGUAUUUGUUUCAGAAGGUUCAUUCAGGAAGAGCCAUGCUUUGUCUUCUUGUUAAGUGUUGUACUGGUAAAUACAUGUAGAUGGUAAUUUAAGCUCAUGUGAGGUGUGUUCCAUUGUUGUUUCACAUAUUAACGCAACAGUUACUAUAUUAUUUUACUCAUGUAGCAUUAUACCAGAAGGCAAUGCCAAAUAUUGUUAAUUUUAGGCAUCAGCACAUUGCAACAGAAUGUGAGUUUGUGAACAGGGAAUUUCUACAAUUAAUGUUAUGCAACAAAGGUAUUUGUCAUUUACUCUCUGUCCUUCACAAACAUAAGGUGUUGUACCUGUAAUUUGGACACCUUAGCCAAUAAGUGUGACAUGUAGAGGUCAUGUUUGUUAGUUCAUCCAUCCAUCUUAGAACCACUAUUUUAAUUUGUCGGAUAUACAUGUACAUGUAACACAGAUGUAAAGAGGGUUAAGGCCCUCAAACUUAAAUGCUAUUGAUAUUAAGGAUAAUUUGCCUAUUUGGUUGUCUCUGAACAGUUGUUGGGUUGUUUGGUGAACUUUUUGCCCCUUUACUGAUGACAUCAGCUGUAGCUUAUUUGUGACCUUAUGAUCAAACAGCACCUAGCAGUUUUGUUGUGAGGAAUUUGUGGUUAGUCUUUGUUCAGUUAAAGCUACAAUAUUUUAGAGGGUACUAGUUUUUGUUGUUUGGUCAUACAGUUAAUAAUUCAUUGGACAGAUGAAGUAUUUAGGAUAGUACCAGGCCUUGUUAGGAAGAAAUUGUGAGAUUAUGCGUUCCAAAUGCAUAAUAACAAAAAGUGACAGGCUUAAAAGAGUGAAUUGACCAUGGUUAUUAGAAGACUAACAACAUAUUUGAAGCUAAAAUUUGGCUAUAUUUAACUGUAUAAAACAUCUAAAUCAGCCUUUUAUGGUUUUAUUAACUGGAAAAUAUAUAUUAUCGUUAUAUUGUGAUAGGAAACCAGGUUGGGUUAUUCAGCAGAAAGUUUAGUUUUAAGACAAGACGUGGCUAGUUUGACACACCGAGUCAGUACAACUUUCUGGGUAUGAUUUAGUUGAAAUUACUACAACUUAAGUACCAACCCGAGAAGUAUGGAGACACAAACUUUGAACAACAAAACCUGUCAUUUGGUAUUAAUGUUCCUGCUGUCAAGGAAAUCUUCAUGUUUAAUGUAUUGAUAAGGUGGACUUUAGUGUUAUUUAUACCUGGCACAUAUACAUGUGACGAGAAACUCAAAGACAAGGUCCAAAGAAGGUCCAGAUGACAGUAGAAGACUGUUCUCUACUGUGAUGUUAUUGUGUGUGUACUUCAUAUAUGUUUUGUGAGCACACAUAUGCCA